UUCUCAUCCCAUCUUAUAUCCUCACACGCACAAGUUCGCUUACAGAUCUAACUUGGAGGCAUGAAAAGGGAGAGAGAUUGCGAGACGAGCUUGGACUUGGCCAAUUGUCUCAUGCUGCUGUCUCACCGUUCUCACCAGCAAACAAAGACUGAUAGUUUAGAAUUUGAGUGCAAGACCUGCAGGCGGAAGUUCUCGUCGUUUCAGGCGCUGGGAGGGCACAGGGCGAGCCACAAGAGGCCGAAGCUCGACGGAGAAGACGACCUGAAAGCAGAGGCCAAAUCUCUCAAGUUGGGGAACAGACCCAAGAUGCACGAGUGCUCCGUUUGCGGGAUGGAGUUCUCGUUGGGCCAAGCUCUUGGAGGCCACAUGAGGAAGCACAGAGCCGCUCUUCACCCUGACACGAACCAAGUCGACCAUGUGCUCGCCAAGGUCCCUGUUCUUAAGAGAUCCAAUAGUAAAAGGGUGUUUUGUUUGGACCUCAACCUAACGCCUCUCCAGAAUGACUUGAACUUAUUGUUUGGAAAGACGGCGCCCGCCUUCACUUGAUAUCUUCCUUUGUUUCAUUCUUUUAAUUCUUGUCGCGCCAGCUCUGCUGAAUUUCAUUUGUAUUCAUUAGCCUUGAUCUUAACAUUCAUUGUGUAUAUUUUUCAAUUCUUUCAUUCACAAUUUGGUAGGAGUUUAGAAUUCGAUCACAUCCAUCUUUCAUGUAUUUUAACCACAAGUUAAUGUUUGAAGAGACUUCCCCUCA
Messenger RNA from Neltuma alba, 748 nucleotides. Its product is annotated as zinc finger protein ZAT11-like. Lineage: Eukaryota; Viridiplantae; Streptophyta; Magnoliopsida; Fabales; Fabaceae. Bases 61 to 546 code for a protein of 161 amino acids. The transcript has a single exon. The record is from RefSeq and is a predicted model, not a curated record. Gene Ontology annotation, biological process: response to stress; response to chitin.